Molecule: messenger RNA, 1651 nt
Organism: Emericellopsis atlantica
Lineage: Eukaryota; Fungi; Ascomycota; Sordariomycetes; Hypocreales; Bionectriaceae
Exons: 2
Coding region: 120-1595 (491 amino acids)
Source: RefSeq, a predicted model, not a curated record
CUCGUCAGUGUCCAAGACUCCAAACUCCAAGUUACGAUCGCGAACAUUACAUCUUCUCCCAUCGUUGAACUUACCAAACACCAAUUUUGCCAGCUAUCGUCUCUCCAUGAGGCCCUAUCAUGUCCAUAAUGGAAGACGAGGGCACUAACUCUAUAUCCCUGGCUGAUUCGACCAAAGAUGCGAAGGAUCUCCUAGCUUUAAGCUAUGCAGAACUCCGUGAAUACUUGCAGCGCCACGGCGACGUCAAUGGCACAAACGCAAUUCUCAACGUCCCAGGCGUGACUGCGCUUCCGGCUGGGGACCGAACUGAACUAGCGCGCAAGGUCAAUGCCGCUAUAUCGCUGCCGACACCAUCAACACUCGACGUCGACGAGCUAUUCAAGCGCUUGGGAUGUAUACCACAAGAAUGGAACAAACCUGAUACUCUGAGCCCGACAAUACGCCGUGAUUCGACCCAUAGCUCGAACGCGACGCGACCAGAUGAUGAUAUGCCUGGGGCUCAGGAAGUGGUCUGCCGAGAGUUGCUCGUCGAAUAUGGCGCCCGGCCCAUUUGCUCCAUCGAAGAGCGAGACAACCCCCCGACCCCCACCGCAUCCAACUACGAAGCAGUGUGGUCUUGGUUGCGGGAGCGCCCAGAAUCAGAGGUUGGGCGACAAGACAUGAAAUCAGUUUUGUCUGAGCAGUGGGCCCGGUGGUGGGAGUUCCGCAAGUCGCAAUGGCAUCACAGGGGAAUAAGCGACAGUAUGGAAGGGUACUCUGCGUUCCUUGCUGCAGAAAAGGAGUUGCUUAGGAGACAAGGAGAGUGGAAGCUGGCUGACAAUCCUAGAGACCACGAGGCCCAACAAUCCAUAUGGCAAUCGAUGCAUGUUUCCCAGCAGAUUCCGCAUGACCAUGGCUUCCUGGAGUAUAGCGAAGCUGUUGAACGGCGACUCGCGCCGCACCGUUUCCAGCUUCCUCUGGAGCUCAAACCCAAUCCACAUGAGCAGUCAACAUGGACCAACUGGCUCGAGUAUGUCAAUUUCGAACAGUGGCAUUUGGAGGAUCUGGAAAAGAAUGCUAGUGCCAUGGGAGAGGACUGUCACUGGGUUCCUUGGAAGAAGUUGCGCUCAGAUAAGCAAGCGGCAGCGGAAAAGUCGAAAGACUUGCGCCUAAAAUUAGAAGACGACCCAGAAACUGCGCAGCGUGCGCUGGCGGAACUGGACACUCUCAUCCUCUUGAUUCGCGACUAUUUCAGGGGUACACAUGAGUUUGCCAAAGUCCAGAAAAAGAUUCACAAGCAAAGGCUCCGUGUCAAGUGGGAGUGGGGGAAGCUCGCUCGAUGGAGAUGGAGGUCGCCCAGCGACCAGAGUCCUCGGGCAAGAAGCGGUGCGUUGACGAUGAGUCCUUUGAGCCACAGGCCAAAAGGUCUAGGCGAGAUGAUGGCAGCCGAAAUGAAGCGUCGAUCUCAGUGUCCGAGGGUGCGGCGCAUUCAGAAAGAAGUUGACGCUUGUUGGACGACACGGAGAGCUCCUAUAUCGACGAACCAGAUUACUUGGAUUGACCUCUCGCAAUCGAAUAUUAUUUAUUUGACUCUGGACCGCAUAUACUUCGACUGAAUUGAUGGACGGCGUGUUCGUUACAUCGCCACAUAGUCCACAUCCAAAAGAAUAGU